Molecule: messenger RNA, 2331 nt
Organism: Solanum stenotomum
Lineage: Eukaryota; Viridiplantae; Streptophyta; Magnoliopsida; Solanales; Solanaceae
Exons: 3
Coding region: 1-2331 (776 amino acids)
Molecular function (GO): zinc ion binding; nucleic acid binding
Source: RefSeq, a predicted model, not a curated record
AUGACGUCGAAGUCUCAACGCAACAAAGAAGGAGAGCAGGAAGGCCGAAGGGACACUGCCAGGAAACGUGACAAGAGCAGGGUAAGAGAAUCCUCCUCCAACCCUCCUGUUUGUGGCAGGAGCCUUGGGGAAGAGGGGGAAGUUUCCGAUACCAGCCAACUCGACGAGAAGAUUCUCGGAAUUGAGGCUGGUUUGUCGGCCUUGAAUAGGCGACUUGUUAUUUUCGAAAACAACUCCACAUCUCUUGAAACGGUUGCUCUUGAAGGCCUCGAUGAGGUGAAAAGUAACCUUGAAGAGCUUGAAGAGGAUAGCAAGGAUGGACUGACCAACCUCGAACUCAAGCUCACCAAAGCUCUCUCCUCUCUUCACCGAGAGUUCGAGACUUUGAAGAGGCAGGUUGAUGAGACUGCCACUGCGGGAGCUGCUGGCCCCAUUACUGUACAUGAAACUCGUAUCGAAGCCCCUAAGCCAAAGGAGUUUCGUGGUGAAAGAAGUGCCCAAGACGUUGAGAACUUCUUGUGGCAAAUGAAUGCUUAUUUUGAGCAUGUUUGUAUGACCAAAGAAGCUGCCAAAAUACGAACAGCAGCUAUGUAUUUGAGCAAUACCGCCAUGCUGUGGUGGCGGAGGAAAAAGGCGGACAUGGAGAGGGGGUUUUACCCUCAAAACGUGGUGCAUGAAGCUCGUCGGAAGUUGAGGGAAUUGAAGCAAACAUUCUCCAUUCGUGACUACGUGAAAGAGUUCACAAGACUCACUCUCCAAAUCCCGAACCUGACCAGUGAAGACUUGUUGUUUUACUUCUUGGAUGGCCUCCAAAAUUGGGCCAAACAAGAACUUCAAAGGCGACAAGUUCGUGAUGUCGAUGAGGCGAUCGUAGUGGCAGAAUCACUCACAGAUUUUCGGACAGAUGCAGCAAAGGGGAGGGACAAUCGGAGCAAAAAUGUUCCUCCCAAGGGAGAUAACAACAGGAACAAGGGCAAGUCAGUUCCCAACCGAGGCAGCGAUACUAGAGGUAACAAUCGUAACCAACCUUCUAAUUUUCGCAAGAAUUAUGAAGAUCGCAAGAAAGGCGCUCCACAUCGUGAAGGUUGUUAUAUUUGUGGUGAGACUACCCACGCUGCCCGUUACUGUCCAUCGUUGAGUAAAUUGAGUGCCAUGGUUGCUGCCCAAAAGCAGCAAGAACAAACUGCCGCGCAAACCGGAGGAACAUCCGGGGAGCAAUCUGGGCACACUGGUGGGACGGACAGGAACAAAAAUGUUGUUGUUGGGAUGUUUAAUCACAUGGCGUUAUUUAAUCAUAUGACUAUUGCUGCGUUGGCUGCUCAGCCGGCUAGUGUAAAGCCGCGCGAGUCACCGUUUGUCGAUGCCAAGUUGAAUGGCAAAGACGUUAGAAUUAUGGUAGACACCGGUGCAACUCACAAUUUUGUGACGAGGGAAAAGGCCACAGACCUUCGUUUAUAUCAUGUUGCCAGUGAUACUAUGUUGAAGACUGUUAACGCCCUCCCCACCAAUGUCCAUGGUUUCGCUCCUAAAGUCUCCAUCGAUUUAGGAGGGUGGAAGGGGUUCACAGACUUUACAAUUGCGCCCAUGGACGUGUUUGACAUUAUUCUGGGGCUGGAUUUUUGGUAUGAGGUUAAUGCGUUUAUUUCACCACGCCUCAACCAAUUGCAUAUUAGCGACGCGGGAGGAUCUUGCGUGGUACCCCUUAUUCGGGUACCACAAAACGGACUGCACUUGUCUGCCAUGCAGCUUGUAAAAGGCUUCAAGAGAGGAGAACCAACCUUCCUUGCUGCCCUUGUUGGAGGCGUCAAAGACUUGAUUGAGGCAGCAGCCUUGCCUCACUGUAUCGAGCAGGUCCUUGCUGAUAAUAGGGACGUGAUGCCAGAAGAACUUCCUCAACGGUUGCCACCACGAAGGGAAGUUGAUCAUCAGUUCGAACUGAUUCCCGGGGCAAAGCCACCAGCCAUGACGCCUUACCGUAUGGCGCCCCUGGAGUUGGAGGAAUUGAGGAAGCAGCUCAAGGAGUUGCUGGACGCGGGACACGUUAGGCCUUCUAAGGCGCCUUUUGGUGCGCCUGUUUUGUUCCAAAAGAAGAAGGAAGGAACGCUACGGUUAUGUAUUGAUUACCGAGCCCUCAACAAGGUCACGGUGAAGAACAAUCCAAAGAUUGAAUUCGGGAAAGUGGGUCAUAAGCAGGCACGUUGGGUCAUUCGACGAGCUGUUACGAGCUCACCGAACAACUUAGCGAUUCGCCCAAGCGUCCCAUCUCAUCCUUAUGAUGCGUUAUCUGAUAUGGCAGCUGAAACUUUCGACGAGAAUCCCUUUGUUCGCUGA